Molecule: messenger RNA, 3513 nt
Organism: Pocillopora damicornis (cauliflower coral)
Lineage: Eukaryota; Metazoa; Cnidaria; Anthozoa; Scleractinia; Pocilloporidae
Product: major facilitator superfamily domain-containing protein 12
Biological process (GO): carbohydrate transport
Cellular component (GO): plasma membrane
Molecular function (GO): symporter activity
Source: RefSeq, a predicted model, not a curated record
UUGAGAGGGAAAUGGCUUUCAAAAAGAACAAAUGGCUAAAACCCGUUCGAAAUAAUUAACUUAUACUUUCUAUAUUGGUCCUCUCUAAAACUGUAUAAUUUCUACAGAGUUAAUGAAAAAAACAAAAAACGAAAAUUGCAGAGUCACGCAGGAUGGUGGGCAAUUCAAUCCAAAUCCAUGUAUCCGCAGGAAAUUCUUCAUAGCAUAUAAAAAUCAAUCAAAACGAGAAGUACAGAGGAGGAAUAAAAAUAUAUUUUUUCCUCUAUCUCCUUAUUUUUACAAGCAAUACUGUCGAGGCGUGUUACAAAUAGUCAAUUGCAAAACAAACAUUAUUGCUCAACGGCAAGAAAACUUUCUCAACAGCCAAUUGGCGCAGAACGACAGAAGGUGACAGAAACACUUGAAAGAAGGUCGUACGCUGUCUGAGCAGUGCAUUAGCAGAUAUCACUCAUAGUUGAAAGCAUAACAACAUAAGAUACAGACUGAAAUGGGCGUUCCUCGAUUAUUUACCUGCUUACAAAAGCCAGAAAAUGCUUCGAAGCUCAAGGAUCGCACUCCGCUGCGCCAAAGAAUCUCAUACUCCACGGGCCAUAUCUUCAACGACUUGUGCUCCGCUGUUUGGUUCACUUACUUCAUCGUAUACUUCAACAAAGUUGUCGGACUUUCCACCACGGACACUGGACUUCUCUUCCUCAUCGCUCAAGGCGCCGAUGCUAUUCUUACGCCGUUUAUGGGCAUCGGCUGCGAUCGAAUCGUCAUUAAACGCUUCGCGCCUUACGGUAAGAGAAAGACUUGGCAUUUGUUUGGCACGAUUUUCGUGGCAGUCGCGUGGCCGUUCAUCUUCAGUCCUUGCUUUGCAUGCGCAGAAGAUAGCCCCAAAUGGCUCCCACUUCUUUAUUACUCGGUUACAGUGGUAAUUUUCCACGUCGGUUGGGCAGGAGUGCAAAUCGCGCAUCUUUCACUCAUUCCAGAGAUCGCCAGACGACCCGGUGAAAUUGUUGAGUUGAACGCUGUCAGAUCUGGUUUAACUUUUGUAUGCGGCAUCUUCAUCUACGUGGUAACAUGGAUCCUGCUAGGACAAGCGAGCGAAGAAGGCAUCAGCCCUAACUUAGCCAAAGAAUUCACGCAUCUCAGCUUAAUUGUUGUAGCGAUUGGAUUUCUGUUUUCUAUCGUGUUUCACUGGGGAACAAUAGAACCAGCUACUUCAACAACUGGCGAAAGGAAGGAACUCACAGAAGAACCGCUGGACGAACAUUCAUCUGAUCAAAGCCUCUGUGUGGAGAUUGUGGAGAGAGACGCCCCUUCACACAAACCCAAAACAUGGCGGCAGUGGUUCAAAGAUCCUCAAUUUUACGCGAUGGGCGUCGUUUACACCUGCAGUCGUAUCACAGUGAAUGUUUCCCAAUCCUAUUUUCCGUUCUACUUGACGGAGACGCUUCACUUUCAGAAAGAGGCCAUCGCAUAUUUUCCUCUGGUAAUCCUGGUUACUGGUGCCAUUUCAAGUGUUCUUGUAAAGAGAAUCAGCAAAAGCCUGGGUACCAAGUGGACCUUCUGUUUAGCCUGCGCAAUCGUUCUUGGCGCAUGUGCUUGGUUUUAUCUUCAGACAAUCUCGGGCCGAGAGGGGGUGUACGCGGCGGCGUUCAUUUUGGGCUGCGGAAAUUCUGUCAUGCUUGUGACUGUGCUGUCUAUGACCGCUGACAUGAUUGGAAUCGAUAAGGCCUCUGGAGGCUUUGUUUACUCAGUAAUGGGUUUCUUGGACAAAGGAUUCGUGGGUGCGGUGGUGCUUGUGAUUCAGACAUUUUAUCCUGACAGUCCUGAUGGGGUGAUAUGUGAACAAUGUGGCAGUUAUGUGCGCCUUGUAUUUACCUUGACGCCGGGAAUAUCAGCUGUUAUUUCCUUGGUAAUCGUUGGUCUUUGUUUCAAGUCAAAACUUGUCUUGUCCUGUCGGCCAAGAAUUGAAAAAGCAGAUCAGAGCACGCAAACAAUACCCGUGGAAUGUCUUGCAGACCUUUACGCAAAGAUCGCUGAACUUCCUAGUUCUAACGUUUGAAUGGGAAGUGGUCGAUGGGAGGCGCAACAAUGCUGCACUGCCGUAGGGUUGGCUAAAAAAAUAACGAUGCAGUGAAAAUGAUGGUUUGAAGGUCCUAAUCUCAAAUUUGUUGAUGAUGUUAUGCAAUCAAUUGCAAGAAGCUGAAAUGAAGAUACAGACAAAGAUCAAGAUUGAGUUUUCGUAUCUUAAGGGCCACGCUACAAAGAAAAAAUUGGAGUUUUAAAUUAACUUCCUUUUUAAAAAAUGUUUGGUUAUAUAGACAAAGAAACGCUAUUUAGAUGAUGCGAGAUUUCAUUUAUUUAUGUUGAACACGCAAGUAGUGGUAUUUAGUGUAAACCUAAGAUAAAGCUUUUCUAUAAGUUAUAUUAUUGUUUAAAGCUAUCAAAAGUUGAGACCAUCGCCUUCUUUUCACCAGAUAAUUUAUAUCACAUUCCAUUCACCACUGUAGCAGGCCAAGGGCUGAACUUAGGAGGCUGAGGAGGGAGUAAGAUGCUGUUACUGAAGUUGUACGAGGGAGGGGGGGAAGUCUCACGCGCUCCAUACCCUGCCAGUUUGCUUCCCUCGCGUUUGUUAGAUGCCUAAUAAGCAAACAAGCGAAAGGAUGAAAUUUUGGUUAAAAUAUUGACCCUAGAGUGACAUUUUGAGAACCAUGUAGUCUGCAUCAUCCUUUGUUAAAUUCCAAUAUAACCCUGCAAUAUGUCGCAUUUGAGAGCGCAUGAUAGCUAUAAAAGAAAAUUUGGGGAGUCCACGAAUCUCCUUCUGUUAUACAGGGAUCGAAAGUUGUCAGCACGUGCACCUUCCACGUGCGCACCUUGCAUAACAUCCGUCAAGACAUUCAUAACCAUAAUAACAUCAGGCAAACUCCUUAAUAACAUUAGUGAAAAUAUUUGGAAUGUUACCUAAAAAAGCAUGAUGUAUCCCAGAACUUUGUGACAGCUAAAAGCUUACGUGUUUUUCCGAAAAAAAAGGGGGGGCCUCACGCAAGCUUUCCAUGAAUUAUUUCCGUUAUCUCAGCUACACAUAUCCUAAAAACCUUUUGAUUUUUCUUUAAAAAUUUCGUUUGGAAGCAUCCCUUAUCACGGUCGGAAAUGAGACCAACAGGUCCGCUGUGUACCGAAACUUCACUGUUUACUUUUUGAAUUUGAUCACUCUCACCCUCACGCGCUAGUCAUAAUACGAUCCUAUGGUUCUCAAUGUCCAAAUUAUCUGUAAUUUUAUCCCAAAAAUCAACCGAAAUAAUUAUAAUCUCGGACCUCACCUACACAAAGUGCCCCCAAAGCGGAAUAUUUAUCUAUUCUGUAGGUUCUCCUUGCGCAUAUAGAUGUGACAAAAUUAUGAUGAGUUUUAUGGCUACCACUGACAGUGCUGAACAAGUUUUAGUUUAUCAGCCCUAAACGUUCCCUGUGAAUGAAAAUAUAGAUACGUGUGUUGAAUUAAAAAUAUGUUGUUACUGCAUAAAUUUA